Messenger RNA from Lacerta agilis (Sand lizard), 2791 nucleotides. It is a transcript of the gene CA4, whose product is annotated as carbonic anhydrase 4. The record is from RefSeq and is a predicted model, not a curated record. The transcript is spliced from 8 exons. The coding region runs from base 288 to 1286 and encodes 332 amino acids. Gene Ontology annotation, molecular function: zinc ion binding; carbonate dehydratase activity. Lineage: Eukaryota; Metazoa; Chordata; Lepidosauria; Squamata; Lacertidae. Gene Ontology annotation, cellular component: plasma membrane.
UUAACUAAUAAGUUACUAGUCAUCUGGCUAAGUUCAUUUCACAGGCAGCUCUUCAGGGCCGGAGGAGAAUCUUGCUCCUUUGACAGCAGCCGCUGAAGGGGUGUGGAGGAAAUGAAGAAGUUCCAAAGGAGACAGGAUCGUUAUUACAGUUUAUAGCUGGAGGAAUUAAAAAGGGGAGGUGUCUCUCACCAUCCUCCUGCUUAUGUCCAGGAAAGGUGAUCAGGGCUGCCAGCCCUCCUCCUGUAUAAAAACCCAGGACAGGUCUGGGAUCAUGUAUACAGGGAUCUAUGCUGGUACAUCUUUACAGCCCAUCUGGAAAAGAGAUCAUGGGAUUCCUGAAUUUCCUAGUUCUGCUCUCACUGUAUUUUGCUGCAGUCGCUUCAGAGGAAGGAAGCCACUGGUGCUAUCUGUCGCAGCGGUGUCAAAACCAACACUGUCUAGAACCACGCCACUGGGAACAGGAAUUCGAGGUGUGUGGAAAAAGUCAACAGUCUCCUAUCAACAUCCUCACCAACGAUGUGAAAUACGACUGGGACCUCAAGCCAUUCAAGUUUGAAAAAUACAACACCAAGCCAGAAAAACUCUGGAGAUUAGUAAAUAAUGGCCAUACAGUCCAAGUGCAGCUUGAUGGGACAGCAACGAUCGAGUCGGGUGGCCUCCAGGGGAAAUACAAGGCCAUGCAGUUCCACUUCCACUGGGGAGACAGCGAAGGGAAGAAUAGCAGGGUGAGCCCUGGAUCGGAGCACAGCAUUGACGGGCAGAGAUAUGCCAUGGAGCUUCAUAUCGUCCACAUCAAGGAAAACAUUCCCACCAUAGAGGAGGCGCUCUCCAAAAAUGGCGUAGCAGUGCUGGGCUUCUUUAUAAAGGUUGGCAAAGAAAAUGACUUCUACGAACCUUUCAUUUCAAAGUUAAAAGAUAUUCCUUUCAAAGGCAACACAACUGAUAUGGGGGCUUUGUGCCUGGAAGCCCUCAUCCCUAAAAAGUCAGCCCUCGACAGCUUUUAUCGGUACACCGGCUCACUGACCACACCUGGGUGCAAUGAGGGAGUCACCUGGACUUUGUUUGAGACACCUAUUGAACUGAGUCUCCUGCAGAUCCAAGAAUUCUGGAUGAAGCUCUAUUUUGGCACAGACAAAGAUGCGCCAAUGGUGGAUAACUUUCGACCCACUCAGCCUAUUGGUGGACGAAUUGUCUACAAGUCAGACUCAAAUGCACUUCUAGCUCCAGGAAAAAUAUUGCUACUAAUACCAACAGCAACAUACUUCGCUCUCACUCUCAUCCAGUGAAGGGUUGGGCAGAUUUUAAAUGGGUUCUUAAUUGCAAAGCCCCCAAUCUGAAAACACGCUUGGCUCGUGUGCAGCUGAUCCUCACCCACCAAUGGGGGAUUCUGCUGAUCAGAAGAGCCUGCCACCUCACUAGCUUCCACCAUGCAGAAGCAAUAGCCACCUAUCAUAAGGCUAAAAACAAAUUUGAGACCACUUCUUUGAACUGAUUGAAAGAUUCCUAACUGAUUAAUCCAACUGAUUAUGUGACUAAGCAUGGCAGGCAUGUUGGAGACUAAUUUGUUAAGCGCCUAACUAAUCUGGAUUAUUGCCUUGCGUACAAGAAUUGGCAUUUUACUGAAUCUUUAACUAUUAUACGUAACAGUCACUCUGAGAUGGGAAAAUUUCUGAUGACCUUUGGUUAACACAAAGAAACUAAGCUUGACCUUGCAUCAAUGCAAUGUGACAUUGGCCAUGUAUGAAUGUCUCAUUAAACCAUAGUUUAGUGUGACAAGAAAGAAUAGCAGCAAGGAGGAGUUUGGAAGUUUCUGCUACUGUUUUCCAAACCAGUAGUUAACUCUUGUUUGUUUGAAGCCAUAAGUUUGAAGCUAUAGGUUAUGAAGCUGGCAUGUUUAACAUUAACAUAGUUAACGUUAACAUCUUAAACUGUGGUAAAUAAAAACCAGAAGCAAAAACUUCUAAUCUGCUCCCUAUGGCCAUGAGGGAGGAAAAGGGAGGAGUGUAGAAGCAUGAUGCAGCUCAUUCUUGUCAUGAAAACAAUAGUUUAGCCCAGCCCCCAACCUUUGGUCACCAUGUUGUUGGACCAAAACUCUCAUCAUCCCUCAACUGUUGGAUAGAUCUGGCUGGGGCUGAUGGGAACUGGAGUCAAGCGGCAUCUGGAGACUCAAGGGUGGGAGAAAGAGGGUUUAGCAUAAGAACUGAAUGUGACCAUCAGCAAUCACCACUGACUUUUUGCAGGGCUUUAUAUACCAGGAAUACCUAGUCAUGCUUUGGCUUUGAGGUAAAAGGUGUUGCUGCAACACACCUGUUUUGUAGGCACUAUCUUCUUAAAUGCCAAGGCACUGGAGCUUCACCACUGCUUUACAAGCAGACAAAUGGUUUUCUUAUUUGUACUUUACCCACUUAAUUGUCAAAAGCUUUAAUAAAGGCUGAGAAAAGUGUAUGAGAUAGAGCUAAAUAAUAAUAUGGAAAUAUUUAUAUAUUCAAAGUCAACACAGUACUGUGGGUUGUAGCCAACUAAUUGCUACUUGGAGUAGACACACUGAAUAUAAUGGACUUAAGUUAAUUGUGUGCAUUAAUUUCAAUGGGUCUCCUCUGAGUAUGUAUAGAGCCCUAUAUAUGUGUUCUUAUAUUAUUUAAGGAGCUUUUGUUCGGGUUGAGGAAUAAAACAAAUAAAAGUUUGACACUGAACAAAGCUGCCUGAUUUCAUCCCUUUACAUUCCUGUUCACCCAUAGGUGUCCCGUGAAGCUUUUCCUGCCAUAACAUAGUGGCUGUUCUUUCAGGAGAG